AUGUCAACGUUCCUCGGAGUCCAGGCAGCGCGGAGACGUGUCGAGCAUUUUGGCGUGACGUGCGAUGGCUGCAGGCAACGUAUCCACGGCGUCCGCCAUAAAUACCUCCAUUGUACCGACUUCGACUUUUGCGACAAGUGUCUCUCUAAUUCAGUGGUACGUGAGCAGCACGGCUUCCACCACCAGUUUUACCCCGUCGACUCACCCGGCGAUUUCGCCGAAUAUGAUCGCGUGCGCUCGACCUUGUCCCGCACACCUGCCGCCAACGUGCACCGGACAUUCUGCGACGCUUGCGUCGCGAACCCUGCUGUGCUUAUCCUUGUCCUUGACAUCUCGCCUGUGCUUCAGUCGCCGGACCCAACAGCGACUGCCAUCUCAAUCGCCGCUCCCUGUCUUACUCUAACGCUCGUGCACAUGGCGACAUGUGAGAUUUCGCCGACCGUCGUAGCCGCGCGCGUUUACGUGCACAUGUCCAAUUCAUAAAAGGAGGCGUUAGUGAUUCGCUACCUUUCCAUGCACAGCUACCUGCCCGAGAGAUCCUUCAGAUGCCCCUAAAGUCUUGUUGGUCACUGCGUAUCAUGAUAGCGAUGGGCGGAAAGAGUCUGGGCAGCAGCGCUGUGGCGGCUGUCCAUCUCGCAGCAUCUCUCGA
Molecule: messenger RNA, 649 nt
Organism: Phanerochaete carnosa HHB-10118-sp
Lineage: Eukaryota; Fungi; Basidiomycota; Agaricomycetes; Polyporales; Phanerochaetaceae
Exons: 2
Coding region: 1-483 (160 amino acids)
Molecular function (GO): zinc ion binding
Source: RefSeq, a predicted model, not a curated record